Molecule: messenger RNA, 340 nt
Organism: Opisthorchis viverrini
Lineage: Eukaryota; Metazoa; Platyhelminthes; Trematoda; Opisthorchiida; Opisthorchiidae
Exons: 2
Source: RefSeq, a predicted model, not a curated record
AUGUGGAAAAUAUGCCCAGCUCCCUAUGUGACGUUCCUGAGUAAACGCGGAUCCACAGUCUACAGUAGAGUGACACCGGAGAUUGACGAGCUGCUUGCAUUAAACCCACGAGUUCAGAAAUUUGCAAAAGUCAUCCCAACUGCAAUCACCAGAGAGUCAGCUUUGUGUUAUUCCCUCAAUAUCCUGCUUAAAGUUAACAAAACCCAUAGACUCAACUCAACGUUGAAAUACUUUUAUAACUAUUUGUCCUUGGGUUAUUCUGACCAGAAAUGCUGUUUGCUGCUUAAAUCAAGAAGUAGUGUAACACUGUACCAUUCAGACAAAUCAUCGCGGUUUGCCU